UCAAAUCGCCGUUCGAUGCAGUUGCACCUGACAGACCACCAGAGGUCGCUGCAGAAAGCUGCCUCUGCAGCUGAACGUCCUCGUGUUUUGGACUCGCCCACACGUGAGUUUGUAAACACCAGAGUGGAUGUGGACAGCCAUCCUCCUAGCUCCAUGAGGCCCAGUUACUUUCCCCUGGCGCUGUGUGCCAGCCUCCUGUGUCUGUGCUGGAGCUACACCCUCAGGAGCUCCGUGUCCUGGGUCGUGUCUUCCAAAGACGUGGAUGUAGAAGACGCCGACCUGUCCGAAGAAGUCGCCCCGGCGCUUCUGGUGGACGGCGCGGGGCUGUGGAAAGCCAACGUCCUCGGAGACCGCCUGGAGACUCCCGGACUCGGAGAGCAGGUGGAGCCCGAAAGCGAAGAAGCGGCGCAGCUGUCCUCUCGCCUCUUCUCGUAUCCCGUGGAGAAGGUGAAGAAGUCCGGCAGCAGCAGCUCGCCUCCUCCACACCAGGAAACCGCCAGGACUGCCAGAUACAUCGCCCACUACAGCGACUGGGGUCAUCUGGCCACCAUUUCCACUCAAGACAAGAUCAGAGGUCUUCCCUUUGGAAACAUCUUAUCGGUCAGUGACGGACCACAGGACAACAGCACUGGAGUCAUCUAUUUUUAUGUGACUCCAAUGGACAACACUGUGACGGACCUGAAAAAUAACCCGUAUGCCUCUCUCACGUUCUCAGAGGCUGAAGGGGACUUCUGCAGGCAAAUGGUGUAUGAUCCAGAGGAUCCCAGAUGUGCUCGACUCACACUGACAGGCAAAAUGGUGGAGGUGGCCCCAGAGGAGCUCGCUUUUGCAAAGGAGGCAAUGUUCUCGAGGCAUCCUGUGAUGGCAAAGUGGCCAGUGGGACACAAGUGGUUCUUUAUGAAGAUGGAUUUGAUUCAGGUCUGGCUGCAGGACUGGAUCGGGGGAAUAUCAAUCAUCCCACUGGAGGACUACUUUAAAGCUACGCCCUUCUGAGAUCCUGCCUCGCCUCGCUUCGUAACAAACACAUAUCAGUUCUGCUGCAUGCGCCACAGUUAAUACUCGGCACGGUCUGAUAACGAAGUGGCGAUGUGCUAAGACUAUAAAUAUAAAAGUGUGUGCGUGUUCAUCUAUUGCUUUUCAGAAUGCUGCUGCUGUUUUAAUUAGUGAGAGUGAAAAGUUGUCGCAUGUUUGCCUCCCGUUCCCUCCCAGCUUGUCACACAAUAGCAGGUAUAGGUUUUCCUAGGCUUCCUGUGUGAAUGUAUGUAUAGUGUUUUAAAUUGACUAAUUAUAUGUAAGUGUAAUGUUUAUAGUGUAUUUUAUGGGUUUGCACUACAAUAAUGGUGUUUAAAAAAUAAAGUUAAAUUUCCUAUUUAAA
This is a messenger RNA of Girardinichthys multiradiatus, 1375 nucleotides long. It is a transcript of the gene creg2, whose product is annotated as cellular repressor of E1A-stimulated genes 2. NCBI's taxonomy places the organism in Eukaryota, Metazoa, Chordata, Actinopteri, Cyprinodontiformes, Goodeidae. The transcript has 4 exons. The coding region runs from base 16 to 993 and encodes 325 amino acids. The record is from RefSeq and is a predicted model, not a curated record.